AUGGAGUUGGAGAUGCAGGCCAGUAUUGACAAAGGAAUAUCAUCGACCCUUUCGAGUCUGCAGUAUGACUGCGCAGCGCCACGCAACAUCAACGAUUUAGACCUUCAGCCCGACAUGAAGGAUCUCAUCGACCCCCAACCAUGCCACAAUUUUACUGACACCUCCUACCUCCACUGCUCCGUACGCUCACUUCGUCUUCGCGCAAAGCUUUGCGCGAUCGCGAACUCACUGCACUCCCCGCCCUCCUUCGCCGAUACUCUCCAAUUUGAGCAGGACAUCCAAAUCGCCCUCGACAACCUCCCCCACUGGACCGAUCCACGAGCGUUGAUGGCUUCGACACUUCUAGAUCUGCAGCUCCGCCAAUUUCUCAUCAUUAUACACCAGCCACUCACGCUGUACACCUCAUCCCAAAGCAAGAAGCGACCGGAUACCUCCCAAAUCUACACAACAACAACUACCCUCUCCGCUGCUGAGUCCAUCAUAACCUUACACACCGCCCUCCUCAAUGCUUCGCCUCCAAACUUCGCCCUCACCUGCCUCCGCCUCGACUACCUCCGCGCCGCCCUGCUAAUAGCCCACAUCGCGUAUCACUCUUCUUCCCCAUUCAUCACACGCAUCGCAAGACCUGUUUCCGAAGCCACGGCCACAGCCAGUUUGAGAUUGCUGGAGGAGAGAAGCAUGAGGCCUGGCAGGGGGAAUCAUCAUUAUUGGUAUCUGAGUGCGGCGAUCAGCCUGGUGAGUAUACGGUUCGCAGAAGCGGAUGGGAAGGGAGAAGAAGAGAAAGAAGGGCUGAGUAGGGAGGCGGGUGAUAGGGUGUGUGCGCUUUUGUAUAGGGUAUUGGCGCUGCAGGAUGAACAGGGAGAGGGCAUGCCUAGUGAGGUUAUGCUGGGCGAUGCUGGGACUGUCGGGAAUACCAUGCGCACGCCGGCUUCCAUGGUGGAGCCGGGUUUUGGGGUUGAUAUGGGGGGUUUUCAGGGUAUGGAGGCGAUGGAGGGCUGGGAGGGCCAGGGGACGUGGGGUUUGGAUGAUUUUUGGUUCCUUGGGGAUUUGGAUGGGGGAUAG
Didymosphaeria variabile is the source of this 1062-nucleotide messenger RNA. RefSeq lists its product as uncharacterized. Gene Ontology annotation, cellular component: nucleus. The coding region runs from base 1 to 1062 and encodes 353 amino acids. NCBI's taxonomy places the organism in Eukaryota, Fungi, Ascomycota, Dothideomycetes, Pleosporales, Didymosphaeriaceae. Gene Ontology annotation, molecular function: DNA-binding transcription activator activity, RNA polymerase II-specific; RNA polymerase II cis-regulatory region sequence-specific DNA binding. The transcript is spliced from 2 exons. The record is from RefSeq and is a predicted model, not a curated record. Gene Ontology annotation, biological process: regulation of transcription by RNA polymerase II.